This is a messenger RNA of Erigeron canadensis, 3034 nucleotides long. RefSeq names its product heat shock 70 kDa protein 14. Gene Ontology annotation, biological process: protein folding. Gene Ontology annotation, cellular component: nucleus; cytosol. Gene Ontology annotation, molecular function: ATP-dependent protein folding chaperone; ATP binding. The coding region runs from base 211 to 2730 and encodes 839 amino acids. The transcript has 10 exons. The record is from RefSeq and is a predicted model, not a curated record. NCBI's taxonomy places the organism in Eukaryota, Viridiplantae, Streptophyta, Magnoliopsida, Asterales, Asteraceae.
AAUUCCACAUAAAACCCAACCCCCCUCCCACCACCUCUUUCAUCUUACUUUCGCCUCUCAAAUAUCAAUCCAUCCACCCGUUUACCAGUCUUCCAAAGUUUCCGAAUCUUUUUGCUUUUUCUCACCGCCGUUGUCCGUCACCCAAAGGUUUAUUCUUGUGGGGAAGAAUAACCUUAUUUAAUAAACAAGGUACAUUAUCUCUCACCAAAGAUGAGCGUAGUUGGAUUUGAUCUUGGGAAUGAAAGUUGUGUCGUGGCAGUUGCCCGGCAAAGGGGGAUUGAUGUUGUUCUUAACGAUGAAUCUAAGCGUGAGACUCCCGCUCUCGUGUGUUUUGGUGAGAAACAGCGGUUUCUUGGGACAGCUGGUGCUGCAACCAGUAUGAUGAACCCAAAGAAUACUAUUUCUCAGAUUAAGCGGUUGAUUGGCAGACCCUUUUCUGACCCUGAGUUACAGCAGGAUUUAAAAGCGUUUCCUUUUUCUGUUACUGAAGGACCUGAUGGCUAUCCUUUGAUUAAUGCUCAAUAUCUUGGAGAAAAGAAGACUUUCACACCAACUCAGGUUAUGGGUAUGGUUUUUUCAAACAUGAAGACGAUAGCGGAGAAGAAUUUAAAUGCAGCAGUUGUUGAUUGCUGUAUCGGGGUGCCUGUUUAUUUCACAGAUCUUCAAAGAAGGGCUGUCAUGGAUGCAGCAACUAUAGCUGGGCUGCAUCCUCUCAGGUUGAUGCAUGAAACAACUGCAACUGCUCUGGCCUAUGGAAUAUAUAAGACUGAUUUGCCUGAAAAUGAGCAGAUCAAUGUAGCCUUUGUUGAUAUUGGCCAUGCUAGCAUGCAGGUUUGCAUAGCAGGCUUCAAAAAAGGCCAGUUGAAGAUAUUGUCUCACUCUUUCGAUCGUUGCCUUGGUGGGAGGGAUUUUGAUGAGGUUUUGUUCCAGCACUUUGCUGAAAAGUUCAAGACUGAGUACAAGAUUGAUGUGUUUCAGAAUGCCAGGGCGUGCCUCAGGCUUCGCGCUGCUUGUGAAAAGCUGAAGAAGGUGCUUAGUGCAAAUCCAGAGGCACCUAUGAACAUUGAGUGCUUGAUGGACGAUAAGGAUGUUAGAGGUUUUAUAAAGAGAGAUGAAUUUGAACAAAUUAGCGCCCCAAUAUUAGAACGCGUGAAGAAACCUUUGGAAAAGGCUCUUUCCGAAGCCCAACUCACUGUUGAUGAUAUUUAUGCCGUGGAGGUUGUCGGUUCAGGGUCUAGAGUACCAGCUGUAAUUAAGAUUUUGACAGAGUUCUUUGGUAAAGAACCAAGGCGUACAAUGAACGCAAGUGAAUGUGUCUCCAAAGGAUGUGCUUUGGAAUGUGCUAUUCUCAGUCCCACCUUUAAAGUUAGAGAAUUCCAGGUCCAAGAGAGCUUCCCCUUUUCAAUUGCCCUGACAUGGAAGGGUAAUGCCCAAGAUUCCCAGAAUGGGAACGUGGAGAAUCAACAGAGCAGUAUUGUUUUCCCCAAGGGAAAUCCGAUUCCGAGCGUGAAAGCUCUGACUUUCUACAGAGCUGGCACAUUUACCGUAGAUGUGCAAUAUGCAGAUGUCACUGAAUUGCAGGCACCGGCAAAGAUCAGCACUUACACGAUUGGUCCCUUUCAAGCAACAAAAGGUGACCGCGCAAAGGUCAAGGUGAAAGCCCGUUUGAACUUGCACGGAAUAGUCUCUGUGGAGUCUGCUCAGCUUAUUGAAGAGGAGGAACUUGAAGUUCCUGUUUCAAAGGAAACAACAAACAUGGAAAUGGACAAGGCUCCAGUUGAUGCACCUUCUGCCAAUGAAACUGAUGUUAAUAUGCAGGAUGCCACUGCGACUGAGAAUGGGGCUCAAGAAACAGGAGAUACUCCUGUUCAGAUGGAAACUGAUGCUAAGGUGGAAGUUCCAAAGAAGAAGGUCAAGAAAGCCAACGUGCCUGUUUCUGAGUUGGUUUAUGGGGCCAUGCUGCCUGCUGAUGUGCAGAAAGCAGUAGAAAAGGAAUUUGAAAUGGCUUUGCAAGACCGGGUUAUGGAAGAAACUAAGGACAAAAAGAAUGCUGUUGAAGCCUAUGUCUAUGACAUGAGGAACAAGCUGCAUGAUAAAUUGCACGAGUUUGUAACUGAGUCAGAGAGAGAACAACUCAUUGCCAAGCUUCAACAGACAGAAGAUUGGUUGUAUGAAGACGGUGAAGAUGAAACUAAAGGUGUAUAUGUAGCCAAGCUUGAAGAGCUCAAGAAGCAAGGUGAUCCCAUUGAACACCGAUACAAGGAGCACUCUGAAAGAGGAUCCUUCGUUGAUCAACUGGUUAAUCAUAUUAGUUGGUUCAGGCAGGCCGCAGCAUCUAGUGAUCCCAAGUAUGAUCACAUUGACAUGAGUGAGAAACAAAAGGUUUUGAACGAGUGCUCAGAAGCAGAAAAUUGGCUGAGAGAGAAGAAACAACAGCAGGACUCACUCCCUAAGCAUGCUGAUCCAGUUCUUUUAUUAACCGAUAUAAGAAAGAAACAUGAGGCAUUUGACAAGCUCUGUAGGCCAAUAAUGUCGAAACCAAAGCCGGCCCCACCUAAGCCUGCCACUCCUGAGAAACCAGCUUCACCUGCACCUUCCCAAGAAAGUGAGCAGCAGCAACAGUCUUCUCAAGGAGACAAUGCUGCUAGCCCUAACCCGAAUGCGGAAAACAACGUGAACUCUGAUGCAUCUGAAGCUAUGGAGACGGAGAAUCCUGAUGCUACUGCAUAAGUGAAGAAACUUUAUAAUUUUGUUUUGCUUAUGUGUUGGGCCCGUUGCUUUAAAGGACAGGGUACUUGGUUUCUUUUGGUCUAUUUUGUUAGAUCCAUGAUCUUGCUUAAAAAUUAUUUGUCGAAGUCCUAUAUGGCUAUAUCAUCAAGUUAGGUCCAUGUAUUCGAUGGUUUGUUAACUAGGGCUUUCGGUGUUUACGUGUUUGAGAUUGUAUUUAGAUUCUGAAUGAAUUUUGCUGGAUGUCACAUUCUAUGCCGUUAUUCACACACUUUAAUCUUACAAAAUGCUUAUUAUUGUUUGCUAA